UACGUCAUUCUACAGUGCGACGUGCGUGAAGCGGGUCGCUCUCUCCUCUUUCGGUCGUCCGAUCGAAAACGAAUGUAAUAAUAUCAAACACGCGCGAGAAAAACAAUAAUAUUGGUAUUGUAAAGAGCAUACGUCUAUGUGCAGUGUUAUUCGCGUGACAACCGUUCGUGCCGUUCUCUCGACCGCGCCGCGAAAAUCCGCAAAAUCCUUCCGCGGGAACGUUGCAAACCCACGGUUUACUUAAGGUAAGGCAGAAAUACGUAAUCGUGAUACGUACCAUGGUGGACAUCAAGAGGGUUUUCGUGACGGGCGGCGCAGGAUACAUCGGCAGCCAUUGCGUACUGUCGCUGCUGGAAGCCGGCUACGAUGUGGUGGCAAUCGACAACUUCGCAAACAGCGUCGGCAAGGAGCACACCGCCGCUAGCUUGGACCGGGUUCGCUGUAUCACCGGCAAGGAGAUCACUUUCUACAAGUGCGACCUGUUGGACGUCCAGCAGCUCGGCGACAUUUUUGACAAACAUACAUUCGACUGUGUUAUACACUUUGCUGCAGUGAAAUCGGUCGGUGAAUCAAUGAAACAACCACUUAUGUAUUACAAGAAUAACAUAAUAGGCGCAAUGAAUCUUCUGGAAGUGAUGGCCUCUCACGGGUGUUACCAGCUAGUGUUCUCUAGCUCCUGUACCGUUUACGGGAACCCGUCGUUUUUGCCCAUAACUGAAAGUCAUCCAAUUGGCAACGUCACUAAUGUGUAUGGCCGCACGAAAUAUUUCAUCGAAGAAAUACUUAAAGAUGUCGUUAACUCAGAACAAAAAUGGAACAUCGUGAGCCUGAGGUACUUUAAUCCAGUAGGAGCUCAUUCGUCGGGAUUGAUCGGAGAAGGCCCAACGACAAACUUUUCAAACUUAAUGCCAUACAUAGCGCAAGUAGCGUUGGGCAAGAAACCCAAGCUGUCAAUCUACGGUGGAGAUUAUGCAACCCCUGACGGCACCGGUAUAAGAGAUUAUGUUCAUGUAAUGGACUUGGCCGAAGGACAUGUGGCAGCUUUAAAAAAAUUACAAUCAAAGCAUGCACAUUUACAGGUUUAUAACUUAGGAAGUGGACAAGGAACUUCUGUAUUGGAUUUUGUAAAAACCUUUGAAAAAGUAACAGGUGUCAAAGUACCAUAUACAAUUGAAGCACGCCGUGAAGGUGACAUAGAAACAAUGUAUGCCAAUUGUGAUCUUGCAAAAUUUGAUCUUGGUUGGACAGCUAAAUAUACCUUAGAAGAUAUGUGCAAAGACUUUUGGAAAUGGCAAACCAUGAAUCCAAAUGGUUACAAGUCAAAUGAUAUAGCAAGUAUGAAUGGUAAAACAAAAGGACAUUAAAUUACCUUUAGUGUUUAGAAUGAUAGUCAGUGUAAUAUGAUUUUUUUUUUGUUUGCCCAUACUAAUAAAAAUUUGUCAUUUUUAAAUGCA
Melanaphis sacchari is the source of this 1454-nucleotide messenger RNA. RefSeq names its product UDP-glucose 4-epimerase-like. Lineage: Eukaryota; Metazoa; Arthropoda; Insecta; Hemiptera; Aphididae. Gene Ontology annotation, molecular function: UDP-glucose 4-epimerase activity. Gene Ontology annotation, biological process: beta-D-galactose catabolic process via UDP-galactose, Leloir pathway. The record is from RefSeq and is a predicted model, not a curated record. Gene Ontology annotation, cellular component: cytosol. The transcript has 6 exons. The coding region runs from base 279 to 1364 and encodes 361 amino acids.